Fibroporia radiculosa is the source of this 885-nucleotide messenger RNA. RefSeq lists its product as uncharacterized. The transcript has 4 exons. Bases 1 to 885 code for a protein of 294 amino acids. The record is from RefSeq and is a predicted model, not a curated record. NCBI's taxonomy places the organism in Eukaryota, Fungi, Basidiomycota, Agaricomycetes, Polyporales, Fibroporiaceae.
AUGAAACCGAGAGAAUAUUGCUGCUGCGCGAUUCCAGUCAUAUAUGUUGGCAUAUACUCUGCCCUUCUUGAGCAAUUUGCUCUCGGAAUCUUGGCCGGCACAUUAUCUGUUGCCACAACGUCUAUCGUGGGAGCAGUAACGCCUUCCUUUGCCAAAUGGCUGUUUGGUAUCAUCUGCUAUGUAGGCGCAGGUAUUCAGCUACUGGGUUUCGCCGGUGUUCGACAGGAAAAGCCGAUCCUAUUCCGCCGAUAUACCACUUUGCAUCUAAUGACAACUCUCGCCGCAUUUGCUGUGGCAGCCGUCUGGAUAAUAUUGUCCGCUGCGAAGCAUACACAGGCUGAGACAAAUUGCAAAAAUAAUUUCUACAAUUCCACCAACUCUGUUGUCGAACAAGAGGGGGACACCAUAUGCAAGUAUUUUCCAUGGGCAGACAUAGGAAUCAUGAGUGGCCUAUGGGUGUUGCUUGCCAUCAUGCAGGUGUACCUCUAUUUCGUUCUGCUUUCAUACUCCUCAGGCCAGGAGCGUGACUAUCGGCACUUCGACUCUUUCUACGACGCAAGCAAGCCGUUCGCAAGCGACAUUCCUCUCGCCGAUCGAAGCGAUCCUUGGCAGUCUCGCCCGUCUACGGAUGCCCUCGUAAACGCGGGUGGACAUGGCAGGUCAGACAGUAUUGCUAGUACUUCUACGGUCAUGGGUGAUCAAAUGCAACAAUCCCGGAAUCUUAACGGAUACGGACAGACGUACAAUCCCCCAAGCCAAUCAGGAGACGGCUUCAGACAAGACGCUGGCCCAACGUCAAGAUUAGCCAAUAAUCAAUAUGAUGACGAGAUUGAAUCGGAGUAUUCGCAACGUAGCCAGGCUCAUCCUGGUAUGCCUGGCUAUUGA